CCACCAUCACCUGAUUCAUCGCUCACACCAGCUUUAUUGUUCUUUUGACACACCGUACGACAGUGAUGGGGACUCGGAAGCUGCUUAGGGACUCAUGACAAGCACUGGACUACUUACGGACCUCAUCUCACCAUGCAUCAUUUCGCCUGAACGUCUCAGGGUUGCACCGUUCGCUUUCGGAACUCUACAAGCUAUGCCGAAUGCAUAGCUUUUAAGAAGCUAGAUAGAUUUAUUCUUGACUCGGCCAUACGUGCUUUGUACCCAUCGACACUGCUGUACGCCAGAAAAUCCAGCUUCUUGGCCACCGUGUACUAGUGUUCUAUAAACGAUGCUGAAUCUUCUAGUCUUUGCCACUAAUUGAAGUUUUCGUAGCAGCUCUCCAAUUUUCUUCUCUCUCGUCAUCGAGAACGUACCCUUUGGUCGUAGAGUUGUUUGGAGGGGAGGACGCUCCUACCUCCAGCAUAGUUUUUUGAUACCUCACCAGGUGAGGUAGUUAGUGUAACAGCGGUUGUCAUGUCUCUCCUCCAUGUAACUAUCAUAGCGAUUCUGUUGGUUUCUUUUCCUCCGACUAUCACAUGCAGUAGGCACCGUUUAGAUAACCAUCAAUCCACUGAACAAAUCGCAGACAGGCAACCGCUUAGGCCAGCGAGAGAUGACCUCGCCUCGGGAGAGUUUGCGAAAUGGGUGAAGAGGAUUGGGGAGAAGCACAUGAGGAAGCAGGCUAUGAGGGCGAAGGCUAAGAAUAAUCCUCAGCUUUUGGACCUGGAUCCGUCCACAGCCGAGCCAGACCUCUCCGAAAUCUACCCCGGGAUGAAGCAAUACCUGGAUUGGGAGAGUGUGGUAUCGUCUGCAACGUAUAUUAUCGUGGAUCAGAAUGGGCUAGGUCAGUUCACUGGAAUUUCGGCUGCUCUGGAUUCUAUUCCCAGUGAUAUAUUUCGCCGCUACCGCAUCACUAUUCAAGUUAAUGCAGGGAUUUACAGGGAGAAGGUGUACAUUGGUAAAGAUAAGCCAUUCAUCACCAUGGUAGGAAUAGGAAAUCCUGUGAUAGUUUGGGAUGACAAUAAGACAAAUGCAAAUAAUCGAACUUUUGAGAGUGCCACAUUCGGCGUGGGAGGAGAUUUCUUCAUGGCUGUCAAUAUGACAUUCCAGAAUUCUGCACCAGCUCCUGAAUCAGGAGCCAUCGGAAUGCAAGCUGUGGCUCUACGAAUCACUUCAGAUGUUGCGGUAUUCUACAGAUGCAGCAUACUGGGUAACCAGGAUUCAUUGUAUGACCACAAUGGUCGUCACUUCUUCAAGGAGUGCUUCAUUCAAGGAAGCAUCGACUUCAUCUUCGGAGACGGUCUCUCCAUCUACUACAGAUGUGAACUUAAUGUGGUGCCAACUUCCUCAGGCGCCGUUACUGCACAGAAGAGGCAAAAUGCAACCGACAACUCUGGUUUUUCGUUCCAGUAUUGCUGGAUCACUGGAGGAGCUGGCCAAGUAUACUUAGGACGCGCCUGGGGCCCAUUCUCAAGAGUGGUGUACUCCUUCACGUGGAUGAACGAUAUCAUUUAUGCUCCUGGCUGGUACGACUGGGGUAAUUAUACCAGACAAGCAACGGUGUACUAUGGGCAAUACAAAUGCACUGGGCCGGGUGCUAAUCAGGCUGGCAGAGUGGCUUGGUCCCAUGAACUCACAGACUUGGAAGUUGUCCCAUUCUUGUCCCUCAGCUUCGUGGACGGAGAGGCUUGGGUUCCGCAGAACAUGAGACCUGUAGAAGGUGGACUAUAAUACAAAGAGUACCAUCCUUCAUUGGCAGAGAUGUGAUUAGAGAUGCUUAGGACCUGGCCAGACACGCCAAGCUGGAACCUCGCCCAGGCUUGGGAGCUCCCCACUCAACGCACCGCGGUAGUUUUCCUUGAUCGAUGUUUUCUGAUCAAUAAGGCUCCAAAUGGGCUGUGAUCUAGACACGCAGGGUAGUUCUAUUCGUUCCAGUAUUCUUUCAACAGAGCCUCAAAUGAGGCAUGUCUUACAGGAUCUGACCAUAAGUGGCCGUUGAGCAGUGACGACGUUGUCUGUGCUGCUUACCAUUGUGGACGCAGGGAAAGCUUGUGCCCUAUUCUACAGGACGUUGUUGUCUCGGGGCAGAAUUUAUUUAAUUUUUAAUUUUUUUUUUUUGAUUUUUAUUUUCUUGCGUUGCACUGUAACGCGUGUGGAAAUAAUACCAGUAGUACUAAUAAUUUACUGAACUCCCUUUACAUUCUCAUA
This is a messenger RNA of Physcomitrium patens, 2247 nucleotides long. RefSeq names its product putative pectinesterase 53. The record is from RefSeq and is a predicted model, not a curated record. Gene Ontology annotation, biological process: cell wall modification; pectin catabolic process. Gene Ontology annotation, molecular function: pectinesterase activity. NCBI's taxonomy places the organism in Eukaryota, Viridiplantae, Streptophyta, Bryopsida, Funariales, Funariaceae.